Cylas formicarius (sweet potato weevil) is the source of this 1787-nucleotide messenger RNA. RefSeq names its product dehydrodolichyl diphosphate synthase complex subunit DHDDS-like. NCBI's taxonomy places the organism in Eukaryota, Metazoa, Arthropoda, Insecta, Coleoptera, Brentidae. The transcript has a single exon. Gene Ontology annotation, biological process: polyprenol biosynthetic process. Gene Ontology annotation, molecular function: ditrans,polycis-polyprenyl diphosphate synthase [(2E,6E)-farnesyl diphosphate specific] activity. The record is from RefSeq and is a predicted model, not a curated record. Gene Ontology annotation, cellular component: dehydrodolichyl diphosphate synthase complex; endoplasmic reticulum. Bases 6 to 890 code for a protein of 294 amino acids.
AAGACAUGUCUGCGUUCUGCAAAAAAGCAUCAUCAUCAAUUCAACAGAUUUGCCUAGAAGUCUUAAAGUGUGGACCAAUACCAGAACAUGUGGCUUUUAUAAUGGAUGGCAAUCGGCGAUAUGCCAAAAAGUUUAAUCUUGAAAUAACCGAAGGCCAUAGUAGAGGAGUAAAAAAAUUAUCAGAAUGUUUAAAAUGGUGUUUCGAAUUGGGUAUAAAGGAGGUGACAGUAUAUGCUUUUAGCAUAGAAAACUUUACACGCAGUGAGAAAGAAGUAUUCACUUUAAUGCAGCUAGCUACAGAUCAUUGCAUCAAAUUAUUGGAAAAUGAGAAGAAGUUAGAAAAUGAAGGCGUCUGUGUAAGGUAUAUUGGAAAUUUGGCACUGCUACCUCCCGAACUGAAAAAACUGAUUGCGAAAGUGGUACUUUUAACAAGGAAGAACAAAAAGUUUUUCUUAAAUGUCGCGUUUUCAUACACUUCCACUGAUGAAAUAGUAAACGCUGUAAAAUCCGUAGCAGAAGGCGUGUAUAAUAAAAAAAUAACAAUUGAAGAUAUUAAUGAAGAAUUGCUUACAAAAUGUUUGUACAGUAGUAAGGGAACUGAUCUUUUAGUAAGAACCUCUGGUGAGGUCAGGCUAAGCGAUUUUUUGCUUUGGCAAAAUUCUAAAGCGAUUUUUCAAUUUGCCAAAGUCCUUUGGCCGGAAUUUUCAUUUUGGCAUUUCGUAGCGGCCAUAUUCAAAUUUCAGAGGUCCUACAGAGAUAUAUUGGAAUUAAAAAACGAGAAAAGUAGAAUGACUAAAGAAAGUUAUUUGCGUAUUAAAUUAUUUUUAAAAGAACUACAUAAAGAGAGAAGAACUCGAUUAAAACUAUACGCAAGCGAUCAUGAAGUGUAGUCAUUCUAGACAUGGGAUAAAAAUAAUUAAAAAAGGGUGUUGAAUUAUUGCGAAAAAAAUCGUUUUUUCCCAAUUUAAAAUUUUCUACAAUUUGCUUUUGAAUUUGCUAGGUGUUAUUGCCAUUUAAAAACAAAUAACACAGAUGGACUUGCUUCUGUUUAACCAGUGGCAUUCGUGAGACCGUUUUACUUAAUUUAAAUAAUGAAAAAUGUGGAACGCCGAAAUUUAGAUACCCAAAACAAAUCUAUUUUUUUUUUGCAUGUGCAGUUAAUUGCCACCUAGUGCCAAUAAUAGCUACCAAGUUUAAAAACAAAGUGUAAAAGGAACUUAAGUAGGAAAAAACAUUUUUUUUUUUGCUUUAUCUCGCGAACAAAGCAUUUUAGGGCAAAGUUUAUAUGAACUUUUCUACUUAUUUUUAUCUGCUGAAUAGGCUAAGAUUCUACAUUACACAAAAUGAUAAAUGUGUUAAAACUAUUUGUCUUCCCAGUUUUUUAAUAAAAUUUUUUACAAUGUAAGAGGCAUUAAAAGUGGUUCCAGUGAAUUUAUUUGUCUAUUCUACAACCUCAAAUUCUGUGUAAUCUUAAAUCAAAUAGUUUGAAAUUAUUUAUUGUUGUAUUUCACUAUAAUAAAAAUCAAUAUUGGAAUAAUUUAAUACUCUGAGUAAAUGCUGUUAGAUAACUUUUAUGUAGAUGUUUGAAAAAACGCUUAAUCAAGCUGUUUGCCAGUGUAGGGGGAGCAAUACAUAUAUGAUUAAAAAUGUGAAGGGUACGUGAUUUGUUCUGGAUUACCUAUCAAUAAAAAUAUUCUUACUGAACAUUUGAAGAUUUUCGCCUUUUAUUAAAUUUAACUCAUGUGGGGAAUAAGGUCUGGAUUACUCCAUCCAAAACAAAUAGGAAU